CAUAAUUCAUACUACCAUGUACUGUUGGAUAGGCUGAAUACUUAAUUUCAUUUUGUAACUCAGUCAUCUUAACACAAUCAACAUGUCUUUCUGUAACUGGUUUUGGUGAUCAUCCAUUCUAUGACUUGAUUUAUUAUGGAUAAAAAAUGCAGGUUCUGGAGAUUCACGUACUAGAUAAUGGUUCGUGAGACCAAAUGCUUGAAGAAUCUUACCAUCUCCAACAGUUCAGGUACAAAGUCUUCAUUUUAUGAUGCGAUAGUCUAACCCUUAACUACUGUUGUUUUCCAUUUGAACUUGAUGUGUUCACAUACGAAGCAUUGCUCAAGAAAUGCUGGAAGGAGGCAAAGUGCUUUAGCUAUCACUAAAGAAACGAGUGCCCGAAACAUUCCCAGAAACGGUUUCAUCUAUAACAUAUCAAUUGACAGGCGAGAUUCUCAGCAGAUUGGUUCAUUUGGAUUUUGCUUCUCUUCUGUCUAAUUAAUGGACAAGGAUAAUUUUCAGAUGGGCUCGGGGAGCUGAUGUGUUUUGUGUUUUCGUACUUGGUUCUUUUUAUGGUUCUCGAUUCUCCUGCCUCCCAUCUCCAACUACUGCUUUGUACCUUGACAAUGUUCCUGCUUUGGUGUUCCUUUAGUCCAUGAAUUGUAGUUGGAUGGCUUUGAGGCUUUCCUUUAUGGUAAUUAUGAAGUGGGUUGGCUGAUUGAUUUGUUAUAUUUUAGGGUAGACAGAAUUACAAGGGAAGAGAUCCAUGUCAUGUUCAGGAUUGGAGAUCAUGAGUUAGAAGGUAAUAAUAAUGGUGGGGAUAAGCUGGAUGAGCUAUCAGACGAUGGGUCACAGGCAGGGGAGAAAAAGAGGAGGCUGAACAUGGAACAAGUGAAGACAUUGAAGAAGAACUUUGAGUUGGGAAAAAUGCAGUUAGCUAGAGCUCUUGAGGUGCAGCCUAGGCAUAUUGGUAUUUGGUUCCAGAACAGGAGAGUCAGGUGGAAGACCAAGUCGCUUAGAAAAUUUAUGUUAUCCUUAAGAGACAGUUUCAGGUUGUCAAAGCUGAUAAUGAUGCCCUUCAAGCCCACAAAUAGAAGCUUCAUGAUGAGGUAAUUGCUGGUUUUAGUUUUUUAGAAUUCUGGGUUUGAUAUUUUUUCUUUUUUUGCUUGAAAGAAGCCACAGUUAUGACAGAUGUGUCUGGAAACAAAACUUAGCAGAAAUAUACACAUAUCAUGGUCACGUUAUUUUUAAAGUUUUUCCCCCCUCUCUGCCAUGGUUUUGGUUCAGAACUUUUAUCCAAUAUUGUUAAUCACUUACCUUGAAACCUGCAACUGAUGACUUAAUAUAAUGCUUUCUUUUAUCUACCUAUCAUCAAAACUUUUCUUUUACAAUAAGGUAACUUUUGGGAGCUGGUCAAAAGAAGAGAAAAAGCUACUGGGUACUCACUCUGAAGCCGUGUUUCAAGCUUCUUUUUUUUUUUUUUGCCAUGUGUUCAUGUAUGCUUCAUCUCUGACUUGAUUGGUCAAAGCAUGGUUUUUUGUGGGGGAGGCCAGAUAUUGGCACUGAAAAGUAGAGGACCAAACCAUAAGCAAUAAACCUGAACAAAGAGAUACAUUUUGUAAGGUUCAUCUAUCCAUCCACUAUACCAACUAAAUAAUCUCGGUCUCAAUCUUUUAUGAAAAAACCCUGCAGUUCAACUUGGGCUGACGUGAAUUUCUUCUUUGCAUAGAUAACAUCCGGGCUUACAGGCGUUCAGCUCAUCGUAUGAUGCCUUCACAUCUGACAUCAAAUGGUAGAAGGAGUUGCAACGGCAGUAGGGGGUACAAAUGCCUUCACAUCAGACGUUGAUGAGAUUAUGCUAGCCAAUGAAGUUAGUUAUCAGUAGGAUGGUCAAGAUUGCAUAUGGAAGGACAAAAAAAAAAAGUACAAGUGAAUAAGUCCAAUGUUGAACUUGAGAUUUAAAACUGAGUUUAUGUUGCUGUAAAUUUGGGGACAUAAACGAGGAUGUGGAAAUAAGAGAUGCACGUGCAUAACUGAACAGAGGUUUGUAAGAUUUCAGUAAGAAACUCUUAUAUGCAGGUCGCAACUUUCAAUAGGAAAAAACAUGCAGCUUUCAGUUUGUAUCUCCAGUCUCCUGAUUAGAACUAUGUCAAUAAGUUUGAUUCGAAAAGAAACUUUUAGAGUAUGAUUAUUAUUAGUCUAUUAAUCCAAGUUGUUAUUUAAUGUUGUCUAUAUAUUUUCUGCACUUAGUCAUGAACCCAUUAGAAUAUGAUGGUACACAACACCUUAAUUGAUCACCAUAUGAUCAUUCGACUGCAACUUUAAUUCCUGCGGCGUUACAACUUUAGUACAACUUACCGUCAUCGUAAUUUACCGUCACCUUAAUGACCACCAUAUAAUCAUUCGGCUGUAGCUUAGUUCCUGCGGCGUUGCAUAGCCUCCGUAGGUAUUGAUUCUAGUACAACAAUAAAAGGCAAGAACCAAAAUCGAUCUGGAUAUGUAUCAAGAUAUCUAUAUAUAUGGUGAUGUCUUUGGUGCACUCACUUUUUUGGGUGCAUUCAGUGCACUCGCUUUAUAACCGUCAUUUUAAACAUGCGAUUUAUGUCAAAAUGAUGUCAAUCAUUACUUAUGAUGCGAUGAACAAUAAUGCACAUAAAUUUGCACAAAAACAAUUAAAGAUUUACUUCAAUUUGAAGGAUUUAGAGUUUAGAGAUUUAGGGAUAGGGUUAGGGUUAGGGUUUACAAUUUGGAGUUUAGGGAUAGAACUCAAAAUUGGAGGUCUAGGGCUUAGGGUAAAUCGCUAAUUCGUUGUUAUCAUAUGUUAUAUCAUCAUAUUACACUAAUUCUACAAAUAAAAAUUUAAAAUCCGA
This is a messenger RNA of Linum trigynum, 2849 nucleotides long. Lineage: Eukaryota; Viridiplantae; Streptophyta; Magnoliopsida; Malpighiales; Linaceae. The record is from the annotation of a GenBank genome assembly.